AUGGUCGAGGUGACGGUGCUCGACUAUGGGGCUGGUAAUGUGCGCAGUCUAAAGAAUGCUAUCCGUGCCGUCGGUCACUCCGUAAAAGAUGUGACAUGUGCAGAGGAUAUUCGUACGGCUCAAGUGCUUAUCUUUCCAGGGGUCGGCAAUUUCCGUGCUGCAAUGAAAUUUCUUAAAACUAGUGGCUACAUUGACGAGCUUCGUGCGUAUGUGGCAGCGAAUCGACGCUUCCUGGGCAUUUGUUUGGGUAUGCAGACACUAUUUGAAGGGUCGGAGGAGUGUCCGGAACUCAAGGGACUUGGUAUAAUCAAGGGUAAAGUGGUUCGUUUUCCAUCGGACGACGUGGUUGUGCCACACAUUGGCUGGAAUGGACUAACGGCCUGGAAGAAGUCGAUGCUUUUUUCAACGCUUCCUGUGGCCACAGAGAAAGCGAAAGUCUAUUUUGUGCACUCGUUUCGAGUCAUAAAGACGGAGAAAAACGCGGAUUGGGUGCUGACCACAACCAAUUAUGGAGCAUCGGAGUUUGUGAGUGCUGUGCAAAAGGGCAACGUGAUGGCGACGCAAUUUCAUCCGGAAAAGAGUGGAGCAGUGGGGAUUGCUAUUUUGAAAGGCUUUUUAGAGAAUAAAGAGAUGAAGGGCCAUGAUGUACCGUUGACGACGGCGGCUACGGCACCACGGACGACGCUGUCGAAACGGAUCAUCGCGUGUCUGGAUGUGCGAGCAAAUGACCAGGGAGAUCUGGUGGUGACGAAAGGAGACCAAUACGACGUACGGGAGAGCUCUAAAAUUGCAAAAGUAGGCAACAUCCGCAACAUGGGUCGACCUGUAGAUUUGUGCAAACGGUACUUUACAGAAGGAGCUGAUGAGGUGGCAUUCCUUAACAUUACGAGCUUCCGUGAGCAGCCGAUGGGAAACCUGCCAAUGGUUCAGGUACUGGAGGCGAGUUCUGAGUGCGUGUUCGUGCCACUCACGAUUGGUGGCGGUAUCCGUGAGUACGUGGACGACCAGCAGAAGAUCCACUCAGCAUUGGAUGUAGCGGCGCUGUACUUUCGCUCGGGAGCUGAUAAGGUUUCUAUUGGGAGCGACGCCGUGUACACGGCUGAAAAGUACUACGCUAAUGGCGGCAAAGGCGAUGGGUCGAGCUCCAUCGAGACCAUAUCCGCCGUGUACGGCAACCAGGCUGUCGUGGUGUCUAUGGACCCAAAGCGGGUGUAUGUGGCAUCAUUCUACGAUGAGAAUGCUAAGGGCCACAAGGUCGUGAAGCUGUCGCGAUCCGGACCUAAUGGCGAAGAGUAUUGCUGGUACCAGAUGACGGUGCGCGGCGGCCGUGAAACUCGCGAUCUUGACGUGGUGCAGCUGGCCCAAGCUGUCGAGGCACUUGGCGCCGGUGAGCUAUUGUUGAACUGCGUGGAUAUGGAUGGUCAGAAGGCCGGGUACGAUCUGGACCUGAUCUCGCUAGUGAAGAAGUCGGUGCGUAUUCCCGUCAUUGCGUCCAGUGGUGCCGGCAAGCCGGAACACUUUACGGAGGUCUUUGAGAAGACAAACUGUGACGCUGCUCUUGCUGCUGGUAUCUUUCACCGCAAAGAGGUGGCUAUUCAAGACGUCAAAGUGCAAUUGUGUACAGACAAUAUUGAUGUGCGUCUGUAA
Messenger RNA from Peronospora farinosa, 1647 nucleotides. Lineage: Eukaryota; Oomycota; Peronosporomycetes; Peronosporales; Peronosporaceae. The record is from the annotation of a GenBank genome assembly.